This is a messenger RNA of Dioszegia hungarica, 1020 nucleotides long. Its product is annotated as putative meiotic recombination-related protein. Lineage: Eukaryota; Fungi; Basidiomycota; Tremellomycetes; Tremellales; Bulleribasidiaceae. Gene Ontology annotation, cellular component: condensed nuclear chromosome. Gene Ontology annotation, molecular function: ATP-dependent DNA damage sensor activity; DNA strand exchange activity; single-stranded DNA binding. Gene Ontology annotation, biological process: DNA repair; DNA recombinase assembly; chromosome organization involved in meiotic cell cycle. The transcript is spliced from 15 exons. The record is from RefSeq and is a predicted model, not a curated record. Bases 1 to 1020 code for a protein of 339 amino acids.
AUGUCUGAGAACGGCGAUGCUGAAGCCAUGAGCGAGUAUGCAUCCGUGGACGACCUUCAGUCCCACGGUAUCAACGUCCAGGACAUCCUCAAGCUGAAGGCGGCCGGGAUCGUCACGGUGCUGGGUGUCUCUCAGACCACCAGGAAGAACCUUCUCAAAAUUAAGGGCUUAUCAGAGGUAUAUGUGGACCAGCCACUCACACGAAACUUUCCGAAAGCAGCCGCUGAUUUCCAUCAGGCCAAGGUGGAGAAGCUGAAGGAAACCGCGACGAAGAUGCUGCCUCCUCUUUUCCAGACAGCCGCCGAAGUAUCCGAGCGAAGGCAGAACGUCAUCCAUAUCUCAACCGGGAGCAAGACGGCCGACACCAUGCUCGGCGGCGGAAUUUCUACUCAAAGUAUCACAGAGGUCUAUGGAGAGUAUCGUACGGGGAAGACCCAACUUUGCCAUACGCUCUGCGUUACGACCCAGCUUCCAGAGGAUCAGGGUGGAGCUAGCGGAAAGGUCGCCUACAUCGAUACAGAGGGUACCUUCCGUCCAGACCGUGUCCGAGACAUCGCGGACCGCUUCGGAGUCGAGCCUGAGAUGGUCCUGGAGAACAUCCUCACUGCUCGUGCUUGGAGCUCGGAGCAGCAGUGUGACCUUCUGGUGGAGCUUGCUCAGCGGUUCGUUGACGAUCGGAGCUACAAGCUGCUUAUUGUCGAUAGUAUUAUGAACCUCUUCCGUCAGGACUACUCCGGUCGAGGAGAGCUCUCUGAGCGUCAGCAGAAACUCAACCAGUUUCUCGCUCGGCUCCAAAAGAUCGCAGAGGAGUUCAACGUCGCUAUCCUCAUGACCAACCAAGCAUCUGCUAUGUUUGCUGCUGCUGCGACGGUCAAGCCGGUUGGAGGACACGUUCUCGCCCAUGCCUCCGCAACUCGCAUGCAGCUUCGCAAGGGUCGAGGCGAAGAGCGUAUCGCCAAGCUGCAAGACUCGCCUGAUAUGCCCGAGUCGGAGGCGGGGUACAAGCUGGCUAAAGGGUGA